Cydia strobilella is the source of this 4708-nucleotide messenger RNA. Its product is annotated as zinc finger protein 28 homolog. NCBI's taxonomy places the organism in Eukaryota, Metazoa, Arthropoda, Insecta, Lepidoptera, Tortricidae. Bases 125 to 2965 code for a protein of 946 amino acids. Gene Ontology annotation, biological process: regulation of transcription by RNA polymerase II. The transcript has 25 exons. Gene Ontology annotation, molecular function: DNA-binding transcription factor activity, RNA polymerase II-specific; RNA polymerase II cis-regulatory region sequence-specific DNA binding. The record is from RefSeq and is a predicted model, not a curated record.
CAGUACGUGGCGUAGCGUACGUAAUGGUGGCUGCUUGCGUAAAGCGAUCAUUGCUGACAACUUUUGACAAAAAUUUACGGAAAACUUGUAGAAACUAACAAGGGAACUGGAUAAAUGAUCAAGGAUGAGUGUGUCACGGGUGGCGAGCUGCUUCAUAUGCAGCACCAGCACAGGUGCCACGAAUACCAUCAGCCUCAUUCAAGAUACGAGUAAUUUACAAUCCGGCAAGAAACUGCUGGACAUAGUGAGUGAGAUAGCCGAGAAGCCGUUGAAAGAGGAGGACAUACAUUCUACUGUUAUAUGCAAGAAAUGCAGUCAGACGUGCAAGGAAUAUGACGACCUGCAAGUGCGGCUAAAAACAAUCAAGUCGGAGCUCCACGGUCAGAUAAACAAGAGCAGCGAGAGCCCCACUAAGCCGGAACUCAAGAAAGUGGUCCUGCCGGCGUCCAAGCUGCACCCGCUGCCGCCGGACUUCGUGCUCAAUGUUGGUCGCAUUGCUGGAGUGCAAAAGGCAAUAACCACUAUACCAUCAAAACUAAGCCUCAAAGUCACCGUAGGCUCAUCGGUCCUCACUCAAAGUAUAAAAACCACUCCAGCGCUUGCCAAAAACAUUGUCAUACAUAAACCGAAAAAUGUCCAAGCUCAAGAAACUGAAGACUUGGUGUUUGAUGAGAGCAGUUUGCCGAAGGAUUUUAUAUCGUCUGUGAUGCUGCAGAGGAUAGGAGAUGGGACCAAUGAUGACCAGGCUAUGGAAAUUGAUGAAGACUGUUCAUACGCCAUAGUAACUCAAGAAGAUGGCACAAGCGAAGUUACAGAAAAGAAAUCAGGCGAGCAGUCAUCAUACGUGUUACAAAAAUCUGGCGACCAAUCAAUGUUUGAUGUCAGCCUGUUAUCAUCAUUGGAAGACAGCGGAGGUGAAAAUGAGACCGAAGCCAGCACAAACCAGUACAUUGUUGGGAAACUGGAGAUACUGAGCGAAAGGGAAGACGAAGACGACGAGGAACGUAAGGAUCGUACUGUACUACAACAGUCGGGCGACCAAUCAAUGUUCGAUGUCAGUCUACUAUCAUCAUUGGAAGACAGCGGAGGUGAAAAUGAGACUGAAGCCAGCAUGAACCAGUACAUCGUUGGGAAACUGGAGAUACUAAGCGAGAGGGAAGAUGAAGACGACGAGGAACAAACAAUAGUGAUGUCCGACGAGAACUCCAUAUUCCGAGUGGUGUCGGGGCAGAAGCUUGUAUACAGCGAGUCCGGGCUCGAGCUGCUCAGCGAAGACGCGGACACGCAAGCCGACAGCCAAGAUGACGAAGAUUCACAAAUAGAGCUCCAAGUAUCUGGGGAUGAAGAGACGGCUAAUGCUAUUAUUGCUGCGGCUCGGGACCAAGGUGGUGCAUUUAUAAAAGUGGAGUCGGGAGAGAUGUAUCGCGUCAAGUCAGUGCAGAGCAAACCCAAAGAAGACAAGGCAACUGACUUCACUGAUCAUUUGCAGAUUGUCGUAAAAGAAGAUGGCGUAUUUAAGUGUGUGCUGUGCAAGAAGAAUAAAGCUAAAGGAUCCCGUAUCGGUCGCUGCGCAGGCGACGCGGACUUCAUAAUGCGACACAUGAGGACACAACACGACGCGCGCGUCUACAUCUGUCGCACGUGCGACAAGGUGCUGCGGCGCAGGGACCACUACAUCGCGCACGUCGCUCAACAUUCGAAAGAAAAUUCGAGUCAAGACAAAAGCAAAUUCCAUGAAUGCGACGUCUGUCAUAAGAAAUACAGUUCCAAAACUUUACUAGCGGAGCAUAUGAACUUACACAGCGGGCAGCGACCGUACACAUGCCGUGUAUGCCACAAGAGCUUCGCUUCCAAAUACACGCACCAGUCACAUCUCAAGACGCAUUUGGACCGUCCCCGACCGUUCAAAUGCGAGGCUUGCGGCAAAUGUUUCUUCACACUGCAGAACCUCAACCAGCAUCACAAGACGCACUCGGGGCUCAAAGAGUUCGAGUGUAACAUAUGCGGUAAAGCGUUCGGCACGCAGCACAACCUGGAGAUGCACGGCGUGGUGCACUCGGGCCGCAAGCCGUUCGUGUGCGGCGCGUGCGGGAAGGGCUUCGCGCGCCGCGCCGAGGUCAAGGACCACAUGCGCAUACAUACCGGUGAACGCCCAUUCGCGUGUGACGUAUGCGGCGCAACCUUCUCCCAGCGUUCAAAUCUACACUCACACAAGCGAGCCACACACUACGACGACAAGCGGUACAAGUGUGACCAGUGCCCUAAAAGGUUUAAGAGGCGCAGGUUAUUAGACUACCACAUCAAGGCGUCACACACGGGCGAGCGACCUCUGAAGUGCGAAAUAUGCAAAGCUACCUUCGUGUAUCCGGAGCACUACAAGAAACAUGCCAGAAUACACAGCGGGGAGAAACCCUACGUCUGCGAGGUUUGCGGCAAAUCUUUCAACUCCCGGGACAAUCGCAACACGCACCGCUUCGUACACAGCGACAAGAAACCGUACGAGUGUCUAGUUUGUGGAGCUGGUUACAUGAGGAAACGUCUGCUGUAUUCACAUAUGAACACACAGGGUCACCUGGCGGAGUCCAUAGUGGUCAACCAGCCGCGGGUCACCGUGCAGCGCGUCCAGGGCGCGCCGGGAGACAACGUUUACGAGUCGACUGAAGAGUUAGAAUUAGAAAGUGAAACUGCGGAAGCUAGUGGAAGCCAAAACGCGGUGUACAUAGGCGAUAAGAAAUACAAGUACGUUCUCCAGGAAGGGAAGACUUCGAUCAACCUAGUGCAAGAUACUGAAGACAUUCUUACUUAUCAUUUGGAGGGAGGUCUGAAGUCGGAAUCAAAUUUCCUGGAGGCCGUCACAGCCGAGCAGUUGGGAGACGAAUCGCUGGCGGAGGGCGGCGGCUGCGUGCGCGUCGUGCAGAUCACGCUGCCCGACGGCAACAACGGCUGGGUCGCCGUCAACCCCUGAGGGGUCGCCCGGCCACUACACGGACCACUCAACCCCUGAGGGGUCGCCCGGCCACUACACGGACCACUCAACCCCUGAGGGGUCGCCCGGCCACUACACGGACCACUCAACCCCUGAGGGGUCGCCCGGCCACUACACGGACCUCUCAACCCCUUAGGGGUCGCCCGGCCACUACACGGACCACUCAACCCCUGAGGGGUCGCCCGGCCACUACACGGACCACUCAACCCCUGAGGGGUCGCCCGGCCACUACACGGACCACUCAACCCCUGAGGGGUCGCCCGGCCACUACACGGACCACUCAACCCCUGAGGGGUCGCCCGGCCACUACACGGACCUCUCAACCCCUUAGGGGUCGCCCGGCCACUACACGGACCACUCAACCCCUGAGGGGUCGCCCGGCCACUACACGGACCUCUCAACCCCUUAGGGGUCGCCCGGCCACUACACGGACCACUCAACCCCUGAGGGGUCGCCCGGCCACUACACGGACCUCUCAACCCCUUAGGGGUCGCCCGGCCACUACACGGACCACUCAUCCCCUGAGGGGUCGCCCGGCCACUACACGGACCACUCAUCCCCUGAGGGCCGCCCGGCCACUACUCGGACCGCUCAACCCCUGAGGGGUCACCCGGCCACUGCACGGACCACGCGAGACAGUCGAGGUCACCGCACAUAAACGGUCCCGUACUAAGGUUGGCCAGAUUUGUAUGGACACUGGCCCAUGAACCAAUAACAAUAAGCGACAAGUUAAUAAGUUUUUUUUAUAUUAUACUCCAUUUUUAGGGUUCCGUACCCAAAGGGUAAUAACGGGACCCUAUUACUAAGUCUCCUCCGUCCGUCUGUCACCAGGCUACAUCUCGUGAACCAUGAUUGUUGAAAUUUUCACAGAUGAUGUAUUUCUGUUGCCGCUAUAACAACAAGUACGGAACCCUCGGUGGGCGAGUCCGACUCGCAGUCCGGUUUUUUUUUGCGUUCUAAAUUUGUCCAAGAGAUGUAGUUUAAGAUUUUCUGAAGAAAAAAACUGGCGCUUUAUUUCGUGCAUAGUAUGAAAUAUUUAAUUUAAUCAGAAUUAAAUGAAAUAUUUCAUACUAAGAAUUCCCUAUUGAAUUUUUUUAGGGUUAAAUUUCGCGUUAAUUCAAAAUCAUUGUGAAAUAGUUAUUUGUGCAACAAGAGAGGAAAGUUGGUUUUUCUUGCGAGUGUUUAUUUUGAGUCCCGAGAAAGCGAAAGAUUCUAUAAUUGAAUCACGAGCGAAGCGAGUGAUUUUAAGGUAGAAUCUUGAGCGUAGCGAGGGACUCAAAAACACGAGAUGUAAAAUAACUUUGCUCUCGUGUUGCACACAUAAUUUUUCACCUCAGUAGUGAGAACAUAUUAAAGUUUAAAAUGUAUUUCGAAUUACACAGAAUAAACAGAAAAAAAAGUAUUAUAAUAUGACCGGACCGGACCGGACCGGACCGGACCGGACCGGACCGUACCGUACCGUACCGUACCGUACCGUAAUAAAAGUAUGAAGUUCAUGGCCUUCACUAAAUUAAAAAGAUACAUUGUUUCACUUCCUGGAGUGAGGAAAGUAGGCUUGUUCGAGCUGCUGAGGUGAAAAAUAUAUUUCCUCUGCCUUAUUACGCACACAUUUAUUACGCACACAUGCCCAAUCAUUCAUUACAUACAUGUCAAUCAAAACCAUGUUAAUGUGUUAAUCAAAACCAUUUUAUCGAAUCCAAUUGUAAGUUUAAAUUGUACAUU